Molecule: messenger RNA, 2148 nt
Organism: Schistosoma curassoni
Lineage: Eukaryota; Metazoa; Platyhelminthes; Trematoda; Strigeidida; Schistosomatidae
Source: the annotation of a GenBank genome assembly
GAUUUCUUUGAACAUUGGUCCCUAAACUCCCCCAGCAAGUAAAUUUUUCUCAAGUUAACCUAAAAUAUACAAAAGGUCAAACACUACAGAGUAUGAGUAAAACCGACCCAUCAUACUGCUUCUUGGUUGAAUGGUUUGAUGCGAUAUCAUCUUUGAUCAAAAGAUUUCAACUGAUAUAUCAUACGAAGAGUUCUUCCGUGGAAAUGCAUGAAGAGAAAACUAAUAGGCUUUUUCUUAAACCCACUAGGAUUGAAGGGCUGAAACUUUUUGACUUUUAUCUGGGCAGUACAGUCACUAUACUUUCUCGCUCUCUUAAGAUUAUUGAUUAUGGAGAUGAGUUCACCAAACGUGAAUUUUUAGGUCGUUCAGAAAGAUGUGUUGUUUUUAUCCCUUCGGCCUCUGUUUUCAGGGCUGGUGAAAUAAUCGCAAUGAUGGAAGACAAAUCACUGCGAAUCAUUAAUCUGAAAAUGGUGCGUUUAAUAUCGGAUGAAUUAAAAUCCAUUUUAGAUAGCAAAACGAGCCUUUCAAACAUGACUACACUAUUAAGCGAACUGACUGGAAAGAAUCUUAUCGCCUUGGAAGUAAUGGGUACAAAUGUUUGCUCACUCCUACAUGAAUUUAUUUAUGGAUCAAAAGAAACUAGCGAAAACAUUUUAUGCAAUCCUGAUUUAUUCAUGAUCACAUCAAAUGUCGGUGACUCAUUAAAACUAGCCCAUAAAAUAUUUGGAAAUCCUGGUGGACCAAAUUUCCAUGGAGCAGCAUUACUAAAGAACACAACAUUGUGCGUUAUACGACCACACGCAGUAUCUGACGGUCUUACUGGGAAAAUUUGGAGUUCAAUUACAGAAAAAGGAUUUAGUGUGACUGCAGCUAGUUUGCAUCGUUUAUCAAAAGCAGAUUCAGCUGAUUUUUUAGAGGUCUAUAAAGGUGUAGUACAAGAAUAUCCAGAAAUGUUGGAUCAUCUGUCUUCAGGGCCCUGUAUAGCAUUGGAAAUUGAUAUUCCGGACCCCAAUGUAGAUGUCCAUCAAGCUUUCCGCGAGUUUGCUGGACCAGUAGACCCAGAAAUUGCAAAGUACUUACGACCGGAUACACUAAGAGCUAGAUUUGGAGUUAAUAAAGUCAAGAAUGCUAUUCAUUGUACUGACUUACCUGAGGAUACUGAACGUGAAUUUUUUAGAAGUCUUCGUGGUAUAUGUUGACUGGAAGAAAUGUUUUAACCAUUUUCCUCGCUUCUGGAGACACUAUCGGGAGAUCCAAACAAUACAAUAUGAUCAUUCAAUCAAUCAUAAAAAGCUUAGAACUUGGCAUAUCUUAGCUCAAAUUACCAUACUUUAUAAGUGCAUUCACAACGAAAUGACAGGAUGAAAAGCAAUAAGGACAAAAUAAUGAGUAAUGUUAUGAAAAAGAUACUAUAAACUAAGCUCAGGUAAUAUAGUUUAAAAAUAGUUUGUUGCAAUAUUUUGCAAUUUGUGCUGAAAUUCCGCCAGUAUAUAGAAUUCAAUUAGAAUUUCAUGAAUAAUGGAAAUAGACAAAUUGUUCAAAAUAAAUCAAGUUUCAAAGAGGAGCAUGCAAAAGAAGAAGGUAAAAUGGAAUAAGAAUUAUCAAAAGUAGAAGAAUCAUUUAAAAUACCAAAUUAGCAGUAUAAACGGGAAAGAUAUAUAUAUAUAUAGGGUCUAUCGCAAUGGAUAGUUUUUAAGAAUGAUUAAGUAUGCCUCAAUCUACCUUUCACCAAUACAUAAAACGCGAGAAAACAUUGAAUAAAAUUAGCAGAUCAUUUGAAAUUACAGUGGGAAAUUGAUUUUAAUGUUUUCUGGUCAAAUGAUCCAUAUUUCGUGAUCAACCAAUGUCAAUAUUAUGUAGUCUGGAUACCUACAUAUACAAUUACAUUUCUAUAAAUCUGUGAUUUUAUCAAACUAAAUUCUAUAAUAUUUUCUGAAUUUCUUGCAGGUUAACUACUUUUUCAAUAAUCUGGAUAAGUAAAAGAAUGUUGAAUAUUUUUAAAAAAAGUGCAUAACACUGUAGAAUUUGUGUGAAUCCCAUAAUAUUGAAGUAAUCAUCUUCUUUUGUACAUUUUUUUGUGUCGAUCAAAACAUGGACAUCACAUUUCAGAUAAUGAUCAAUUCCAAAGUAAUAAAUAAUAUUGUUUUC